This is a messenger RNA of Dinoponera quadriceps, 2404 nucleotides long. RefSeq names its product nucleolysin TIAR (gene Rox8). The transcript has 3 exons. Bases 165 to 1364 code for a protein of 399 amino acids. The record is from RefSeq and is a predicted model, not a curated record. NCBI's taxonomy places the organism in Eukaryota, Metazoa, Arthropoda, Insecta, Hymenoptera, Formicidae. Gene Ontology annotation, molecular function: RNA binding.
AGAGCGUAGAAAACAUUAUCAACGAGCUGCUAGGUAGAGAGAGAGAGAGAGAGCUAGCGAGUGCCAACGGUAAGCCGAGAGAGUGAGUGAGAGUGAGAGUGAGUGUGCGAGUGCGUGUGUGUCCCGCUGCGGCAGUGUGGUACCGUGGCAGCGCGCGCGCGAACAUGAGCGAGGAAAGCAAUCCGCGUACUCUGUACGUGGGCAACCUGGACACGACGGUGUCCGAGGACCUUCUGUGCGCGCUCUUCUCGCAGAUCGGCGCGGUGAAGGGUUGCAAGAUCAUCCGCGAGCCCGGCAACGAUCCGUAUGCGUUCGUCGAGUUCACGAACCACCAGUGCGCGGCCACGGCUCUGGCCGCCAUGAACAAGCGCUCGUUCCUGGACAAGGAGAUGAAGGUUAACUGGGCGACCAGUCCGGGCAAUCAGCCGAAGCUCGACACGAGCAAUCACCAUCACAUAUUCGUGGGCGAUCUCUCGCCCGAGAUCGAGACGCAGACGCUGAAGGAGGCGUUCGCGCCAUUCGGCGAGAUCAGCAACUGCCGGAUCGUCCGCGACCCCCAGACUCUGAAGAGCAAGGGCUACGCGUUCGUCUCGUUCGUGAAGAAGUCCGAGGCCGAGGCGGCGAUCGCCGCGAUGAACGGCCAGUGGCUCGGCUCACGCAGCAUCCGCACGAACUGGUCCACCAGGAAACCACCGCCGCCGCGGUCCGAGAGGCCGAGACACUCGAACAAUAGUAAACCCAACUACGAAGAGGUACGCCGGCCCAGCCAAGUGUAUAACCAAAGUAGUCCGACCAAUUGCACCGUAUAUUGCGGAGGCUUCACAAACGGCAUCACCGACGAGCUGAUAAAGAAAACGUUCUCUCCCUUCGGCACCAUCCAGGACAUAAGAGUAUUCAAGGAGAAGGGAUAUGCCUUUAUUAAGUUUACGACUAAGGAAGCCGCGACACACGCCAUCGAAUCUACACACAACACGGAGAUCAACGGUAGCAUCGUCAAGUGUUUUUGGGGGAAGGAGAAUGGCGAUCCGAAUAGCGUCGGCCCUAAUGCGAAUCACCAGGCUCAACAGGUGACAGCGGGAGCCGGACAAUAUCCGUACGGAUACGGCCAGCAGAUGGGCUACUGGUAUCCGCAGAGCUAUCCCCAGAUGCAGGGUCAGUUCUUGCAACCUACUCAAUAUUACGGUCAAUAUUAUGGCCAGCAAACCCAGUACAUGAACAGCAUGAGGAUGCCUACACCCGGUGCGGGUACUUGGCAACCGGCCCAGGCGACUGCUGCACCGCCGACAGCGAGCGCACCGUUGCCGCCGGGCCAGCAACCGACUAUGGUAACCUACACAAUGCCACACCAAUACCCUACGCAAUGAAAUUCAUGAUUGACCGGCGUCAGCUAAUUGUUAACGUUACGAUAUAUACAGUUGUCGCGUCUCAGGGGCUAUCGCGAGGAAUCGUUCUGUCAUAUACCUACUCCAACAUUCAUAUUAUAUUCGGGUAUAUUUUCGCGUCAACACAGGGUUCAGGAUGAUCGUUUUCGCGAGACUACAUUAUUUCUUAAAACUUGAAGAAACAAACUUGGAAAAAAAAUAAGAAAAAAAAAACGAACGAACGUUCGUUGCAAGCAAAACGGAGAAAAGGGAGAACGAGGGGUGUAGAGGGGGAGAGUAUCUUUGCAUUGUUGAAGGGAUAUUCAUUCGUCGGUGUGGAAGGAGGAUGAUAAUGCUUUUAUCGUUGCUUUCUUUUCCUGUGUUAUUCUCCCCGCUGAGGGAACCGUGCGAAACCGUUAAUUGUACCCGGACGCGCGACCGUCGAUCGAAUCGACGUGUCGUGCUGUAUCGAUUAUGUAAUAAUUGUUCGCGAUGUAUAUUUGACGAUUUUCGCUGGCGCGCGCGCACGCACGCUGAUGCGAUGUGUUGAAACAGGUAUAUCUCCGAACCUUUACUCGCGGUCCCCUGAAAAAAAAAACACACACAUACACAUACAACCGAGCCCCGCACACGUUGCGCUGCGCGAGCAAGUACGGUACGUACGUAUGCGGCGAUUGCGUUGUUGAUACCUUUUAAUAUUUUUGUCACUGAAUACCCCUCCCCCCGUGGACGUCCCCUCAGUUUAACCGCGGAUCAUUGACGAACGACACGCGACAAAUGUUCAUUUGAGAGAGAGAGAGAGAGAGAGAGAGAGAGAGAGAGAGAGAGAGAGAGCACCGGACAUAGUUAAUAAAAUAAGGAUAGAAAAGCGAUUAGCUAGACACAGCGCCUGUGAUGUAGCUAGAUUUUCCGACGCGUGGAUACGCCAACGCGUGCGGGGCUUUUAACAAAAUAAAUAAACUGCGCGAGAGUAACGAGAGAGUAACGAGUUACAACUUUCCUCGUUAUGUGAUAUUUAUCGUCGGUGGUCAAUGUAUAAAAAA